AUGGCCCAAGGGGGCACACUCCACGCUGUGACGCAGAGUCAGGGGCGAAGACAUGGGCAGGCUGUGGCCACCACCAACCAUACCACCGAAAGUAUACAUAAGGCCGCCUUUGGCCCAUUCCGUCUGUCCCUUUCUGCUUCACCCUUUCCACUCGCCUCAUCCACUACAUGCCCCAUGCUUACCACAGAAGAGGGACGUCCGCCGAAGUCGCCCGCCAUGGAUACCGCGCAAGCCAAGGAUACAGUCGACAGUAUGCUGGAGAACCCUCCACUCAUACUCGAACUCAUGAAGGCGGUGGCUUCAUUCAUCAGCGUGGGCCAGAAGCAAGCAAGUGGUUACCCGUUUCUCUCCCAAUCCCUUUCCAAGAUGGCUUCAGAGUGCGACAGUGCCAUAUCGAUGUUGCAGGAAUAUAUGCCGCCUCAUCUCAUGGUCGCACUACAGACUCCCCCUGACUCGACGUCACCAACGCCUGGGGCCCCAGGACCACCACGCAUCCCGAUGCUCGAUCUUCUUCCUCCGCUACGACUAAGUAUUGGCCAAUUUGACACGGAGGAGCCAGCGCCCUACAACGGAAGUCGGGAUAGCGGAAGCCACAACCUCGGAUCGACCAGUCAACUAUCCACUGCAACAAGACCAGUCGAGUUUCCCGGUGACAAAGAACCGCGCCUCACACAGAACCAGCCCGGCGAGGAAUGCCAAACCAUCGAACAGGCGUCGCAUACCGUCAUACCCUUUUUGGAGGGGGGCUGGCUAUCCACCCCUAGCGAUGAUGAGAUAGUCAGAGAGCUAUCCCGUUUUCCGCUGGCAUCAUCUUCCAGAAGCGAAGAGACUUCCUCUCAACCACCUACCACCUGCAUCCCCUUCCCAGAAUGCCUUGGUACUGUCUUUACACCAACAACAGGGAAUGGUGAUCUCCUUGAGGGCUACUCUAGUUCUUUCCAUACCAACGGCACGGACCAGUCUGGCAUGUUCUUCGGUGCACAAAUUCUCGAAGAGCAGUUGCAGGCACUGUGCAGAACGGAUCCGGGGCAGCACGAGUCGUUUCUCGAAUGCACGACUCCCGUCUCACCAUGUCAGCAACACGGCACUAGCACGCCGAUCCGGCCAGGACUUGAAGGAGCUACGGGCGGUUGCCUGACUAAUUCAUACGCGCCACCGACGAUGCCUUUGGAGCCAAUGACUCUUCUCUCGGAAGCAAAUCUCCUCACCAGCGCUGCGCCGGACACCUGCUGCCCUGCCGAUCUCACAGUGGUACCGCCAGACCCCGAGGCAGACCUGGCGAAUGCGGCCGUCUCAACGACAGAGACCGGUGACACGGAGACAGCAUCCACGUGCGUCAGCGCCGACGCCGAGGAGCAGGCCAACCUGAGCCAGACACGGCAGGGUGACACGCGCGCUGAUUUCUCGGCAACGGAGACUGCUACGAAGCGCAAAAGACCAAGCGAUAGGGACGAUCCGUUCCCCAAGCGCCGAAAGGUUCAACUCGAGGCAGUCGAGGUCAAGCUGACUGUGGAUGCGCCCUCCUACCUCUUGGGUGCGGAUCACUGCUCUUGGGUGCACGAGACCACGGGGGAAAGCUCUGUAGUAGCGUUCAACGAUCUGCAAGAGACUUCGCGGGUGGGAGUGCGCGUGUGCGACGUGCAGUCCGACCAAGAAGAUCAAACCAUCUGGUUGUAUCACGACGACGGAAGGAAAAAUUGGAAGUGGCGAGGUACGGGCGAGGGAGGCAGGUCGUUGGGUGUAGCCAAAGUCACCCUUAGUUGCCUAGUGCAGAAACCAGGUAGGGGGCCGUUUGAGGGUACCUAUCUUUCGUAG
Molecule: messenger RNA, 1815 nt
Organism: Emericellopsis atlantica
Lineage: Eukaryota; Fungi; Ascomycota; Sordariomycetes; Hypocreales; Bionectriaceae
Exons: 1
Coding region: 1-1815 (604 amino acids)
Source: RefSeq, a predicted model, not a curated record